Messenger RNA from Rhopalosiphum padi (bird cherry-oat aphid), 14004 nucleotides. Its product is annotated as ELAV-like protein 3. Gene Ontology annotation, molecular function: RNA binding. The coding region runs from base 850 to 2067 and encodes 405 amino acids. Gene Ontology annotation, cellular component: ribonucleoprotein complex. Lineage: Eukaryota; Metazoa; Arthropoda; Insecta; Hemiptera; Aphididae. The record is from RefSeq and is a predicted model, not a curated record. The transcript has 10 exons.
CAUAUGCGUGUGCGUAUCGCGUACCGAUGUUAUUAGCAUAAUAAUAAUGUAAUCACGAUCACAAUCAUCAAACCAUAAUCAUAAUCAUAAUAAUCAUGUGUAUAUUAUUUACAUAAAUUUAACCGCGUUUAACGACAUCUAUACUCGAACAUGUAAAGUCGUCGUUUCGCGAUCUGUAUACCUAUCUAGUAUAAUAGAGCAGUUGCAUGUUUACGCGGAUAGUUAUUUAUUAUUAUAUUUUAAUACUUUACUGUUCGUUUAACGGUUAAAUCGAAGUUUAGGCAAUUAGACGACAUUCGAAUACAUCUCACGUAAGCGCGUAUUAUAUUGUACGUCGACGAGGACGAGGACGACGACGACGACGACGCCGCCGCCGCCGCCGCACACGUCGAGUCAGACGCGUCUCACUUUUCCCGCACUCUCGCCGUCGCUCGCUCGCUCUCGGACGCCCGGACGUCUUCGUCGUCUCUCCCGCACACACGUCUUACUCUACUUGCCCUGUCACUGUCUCUUUUUUUCUAUUUGUUUUUCUUCGUUUCGUAUUUUCCGUUUUUUUUUCGUUUUAUAGUCGAUCGAAAAUGCGUUUGCCGACAGUUGAUCCUGUAGUUCGCCGUGCCGGUACUUGUGCGUUUGGAAAAUGCCACUGAACUUGGGCGGUUCUCGACGGACUGCGAGUUGCGAGUCAACAAUCAUAAUUCAUAAUAUUAUUUUAGUUUGUCAGCUGUUUUGGCUGUACUUAACAAUAUAUUUUUACGUGAAUUUAUUGUUUUAGUUUUCAUUUAUUUUAUUUGUUUACUGAAAACAAAAAACAACUAGUCAACAAAUCUAUAAAGAAUAAUAAUUAUCAAUAUGAUGCAAAACGGAAUGGAUUCACUACCACAUAAUGGUUCAAUACAUACCUCAAGUACAAAUUCUCAUGCAUCACAAGGAAAUUCUUUGAAUGAAGAAAGUAAAACCAACCUUAUUGUAAAUUACUUACCUCAAACAAUGACUCAAGAAGAAAUUAGAUCAUUAUUUUCUUCAAUUGGUGAAGUUGAAAGCUGUAAACUUAUUAGAGAUAAAGUCACAGGAUCUCUUCCAUCAGGUCAAAGUUUGGGUUAUGGUUUUGUUAACUAUCAUCGACCAGAAGAUGCAGAAAAAGCAAUUAAUACAUUAAAUGGACUAAGACUACAAAAUAAAACAAUUAAGGUAUCUUUUGCAAGACCUAGUAGUGAAGCAAUUAAAGGGGCUAAUUUAUAUGUCAGUGGUCUUCCAAAACAUAUGACUCAACAAGACCUUGAAAAUUUAUUUAGUCCAUAUGGUCGGAUAAUAACAUCAAGAAUUUUAUGUGAUAAUAUGACUGAUAUGUUCACAGUUCGACAAUUUGUGGGAAAUACAGGAGGAGAUCAUUCGCCGUCAAUUUCAAAAGGUGUUGGUUUUAUAAGAUUUGAUCAAAGAAUUGAAGCCGAACGAGCAAUUCAAGAAUUAAAUGGAACUGUUCCCAAAGGUUCAACAGAAUCAAUUACUGUGAAGUUUGCCAACAAUCCUAGUAGCAAUAAAGCAGUACCUGCAUUGGCAGCUUAUUUAACUCCUCAAGGAGCUCGAAGAUUUGCUGCUGGCCCUAUUCAUCACCCUACUGGGCGCUUCAGGUAUAUUCCACUCUCCCCUUUAUCCAGCACUGGAAAGACCAUGCUAGCCAUAAACAAAGGCUUACAGAGAUAUUCACCAUUAGCGGGUGAUCUGUUAGCAAACUCUAUGUUACCUGGUAAUUCAAUGAAUGGAUCUGGCUGGUGCAUAUUUGUGUACAACUUGGCGCCAGAAACAGAGGAAAAUGUAUUGUGGCAACUAUUUGGUCCAUUUGGUGCUGUACAAAGUGUAAAAGUUAUUAGAGAUUUACAAACAAACAAAUGCAAAGGAUUUGGAUUUGUCACUAUGACUAAUUAUGAUGAAGCAGUUGUUGCCAUUCAAUCUCUUAAUGGAUAUACGUUAGGCAACCGCGUACUUCAAGUAUCUUUCAAAACCAAUAAAGGCAAAGGAGAUGCAUCCAGUUUGUUAAUGUCUCUUGCUGAUUCAUUAACUGACUGUUAAUAAUUUCAUCAAUCUUCUUCGAAUAUUUUCAAAUGUUUACAUAAUUCAUUCUCCCUUCUAAUACAUCUUUAACUGAAUUGCAAAUUCGCUGAUAUUUAUCAUGUCUAAAGAAGGUAAAUUAUGUUUAUUUAUUAAUUAUAUUUUUAAUUAGAUACAUUUAAAUUAAAUCGCGUGCACCAUAAUAACGUUAUCAAAAUAAACACUUUUCAAGGCAUAUUAUAAAUAAUAUACAAAUUAUAAUUUUUUUUUUCCUGAAAAAAAAAAAAUGUUAAUAUUUCCUAAAACAUUUUGUUAAUGUUUGUGCAAUAUAAUUAUUGGUACCCAUCUUAUAUAAAAAAUUCCCAUUUUUCCUUUACUAUACUUUUGGAACAGAUUUAAAUAAUAAUUGCGCAAGCAUAUUGACUGAUAGUGUUCUGUUCUAUUUAACGUUGCUAGUCUAAGAUAUUCCUAAUAUUUUAUAUUUUAAAUUUAAAUUCGUAAAUAAUUUAUAAUAUUUUCUUUUUCUUUUGUUGCUAUUAUUCCAUUUAUAUGUGUGCGUGUAUUAUGUGUGUACAUAACAAUGUAAGUGUGUUUAUAUUAAAUAUAAAUUCAUUCGUAUUUACUAUAUAUUUAGGUAAAUAUCAUAUUUACCAAUUUACAUAAAAUGUCCAUGAGAAGCUAUUUGUAAGUCAAUGUAAUAUUUUUACUUUUUUACUCAUUCUUAUAAUGCCGUUAGGUACAAGAAAAAACAAUACAUUUUAUGUACUUAAUAAUAAAUAAUCUUAUCUUCCCCCCUCCACCCACAAUAAAAGACAAUUUCUGAUACAAUUUCAUAUUUUUUCAACUUAUUUUAUUGUUAAAUAUUUUUGAGUGAAAGUUGUUACCAACAGUUGAGUAUAUAACAAUGUAAUGAUUAAGAACUAUUGCAAGAACUAUUAUUCAUAGAAAACUUGUUCAUUAUGCAUUUAUUAAUAAUUCUGAAAGAAUCCAGUCAAUUUCUAUAACGUACCUAUGUAAUAUUAAGAACAUAUUUGUUUGUUUUUUUGUUGCUUGUAUGCAGUUGUGCAAGUAUAUAACCAAAUUAUUUGAUUUAUUUUUACUUGCACAUUAACCGGUGUGAUUAUUGAUCUCAAUGAACAGUAUUCAACACUGUUUAAAAACAAUAACAUAUAAAUCUAAUUAGUACUGAUCGUAGUACAUAAUGUUAUAACGGGUGGACUUAUUGGAGAUUAUUUAACAAAAGUUAAUUACUUAAUUAAAUAACCACAGGGUAAUUUUAUGAAGGCAAGUUUAAUACAAAAACAAAAUUCCAUCAUUAAAAACUGGAUAUUUUUAAUGCUAUAUUUAUUUAAUACAAAUCCUGGAUUACAAUAAUUCUAACCAUAAAUAAUAUUUAUACAUAAUUCACUAUUAAAAUGAGAAUACAUUAUUUAAAAAAAAACAUUGCAUCUUUUAUUAUUAAGUUUGAGUUAUACAUUUUACAGUUCCAUCAAUUACAAUUUUAAAAUAUUCAAAUUAAAUUAUUUAUAAAAUACAUUUAAUGAAAAAAAAAUUACUAACAUCACACUUAAUUUACUCACGGAUCAGUGAAUUGCGUUAGAAAACGCUUUUAAAAUUGUUAUUAUUAUCUCCAAAAUCUUCUGUAAGUCCACCAAGUUUCUUCAGUCUACAUUUUAAUUUCUGCUUCUUAACUGUAUUUAAUUCAUUUAAGGUCUUUUUAGUAUCAUCUUCCGUGUAGUUAUAAUUUAAAACACCAGUACCUGAUUACACCAGCUGUAACUUAAUUUUUAGAUCAAAUUUUUGGUCUAAUUGAUUGUUCCUUCAUAAUUUAACAUUCCAGCACGGUGUUUGAUAGUGAAAAUAUAAUAUACACGGAUAACGAAAAUAAAAGUUCAUAAGUUUUUUAUUUUAUCAGCUAUAAUAAAAACGUAUGGAAUAAGCAAAGACUUAAAUAUAAAUAAUAUAACGAGAAAGAGACUGAAAUUAGUUAUCAGUAUACAAGUUAGGAAAAUUACGUUAAAAUGUUAAAAAUAUAGAUCGUAAUAUUAAUAUUAAUAUUAACCAUGAUAUUAUUUAUUGAAGAGUUUCUGGUUCCCUAAAUAAAAAAAACUAUCUCUAUUAUAAUCUGCAAGUAUUCAUGUAUCAUUAACUUUACCUACCGCUCUAGUUUAGUGUAUUGUGUACAUAAUGCCCUAUCAAUCAAAUUAUCUAGUUAUGAUAAUAAAAAUAUAAGAGGUGUAUUUAUUAAUAAAUUAAAAAAUUAUACACAUAUUUUAAUUAACAACUUCAUAAUUGUUGGUUAGGUUUAAAAAAAAAAUGAACCUCUUUAUAUUUAUUAAUUUCUGCACAUAAAAAUAAAUAGGUAGCUAUUCAAAUAUUCAUUAAAAUUAUCAAAUGUUGUCUAUAUUGCAAUAAUAUAUUCCGUUAGGUAUUAAUUUAUUAUUUAUAUUUUCAAGAAAAAUGUUUUCCAAUUGUAUGUCACAGUAAAAAUGCCUUUGAUAAAAUAUAAAAUAAUGUUUGAUUCACCUAUACAUAUAGGUAAUAAUAUUUAUACAUUUUUUAGAUAUAAUUUUUUCACGUACUUAACAAUGUUUUUAAAAGAUUCUAGUCAAUAGAUAAGCAUAACUAACCCUAGCUUAAAAAAUAAAAAUAAAAUUAAAUGUAUUCAUAUUAGAACAGAUAAAAUUGUCUAUUACAAUAUAGAUAUUUCAUCGAAAAUUCGUCUGUGUGUAAUUAAGUUUACAAAUAUUGGAAUAAGAUUGAUUAUUAAUUGUUUACUGUCGAAUAAAAUUAAAAAAGUUUAGUGCUCAAAUUAAAUUCUUUCCUGAACAUUUUUUUAAACAUGAUUGCCGAAUUGCCGAAUCUAUUUUUUUUAUAUUCGACGCUCAAUCCGUUCGGUUGAAUAUUCUCUGGCUGUUGAUUAUGUAUAUGAAUAACAUCGAUGUAAUUGUUUUUUCUUGAAUUUAUAAUGUGCAAUGCAUGAACAUCAAAGUUUGUAUUUGUAAGAAUUUCACUUUAAAUAAAUCACUCAUAAUUAAUUAACAUUUCCCGUAGGCUUUAAACAUAUUUCAUUAAGCCAUUUACUUAACUUUAUAAAUGGAUAGAUGCUAAUGGUUUCCAUUCGUUAUUGGACUUGCUUCAAUUAUUAAAUCACAUAAAUAUGUAUCUUAACAGUUAAUACAUUUAUACUCAAAUGUAGAAGUCAAUAAACGACAUUUCUAUAUUCAUGGUACAAUGAGCGUGCAAUUUACUAAUUUAUCAGUUUCAAAAUAUCAUAAAUAUUAAAAAAGCAAUUUUGCUUAAUAUGCUCUAGUCAUAUGUGUAUUUAUUUUUUUGUUUUCGGUGCUAAAUUAUUCAAAUACCUAUAUCGUACAUUUUUUUCUUUUAUUGAUUUAGUUUUAUUUUGGUCGGGAAAAAAAGGCCACUUGAUUUUUUAGCGUGAUUUUAGUUGGUAGUAUAAUAUUUAUGGAUUAUAAAUACACGCCGAGUAUUUUAUUGUACUUCAAAAGAAGUAAAACAAAAGUUUUAGAUAUGUAAAAUAAUAGAUUAAUUAGACAAUUUAAUUGUUUACAGUCAUAGUCAUUAUAGGUAGUUCGUUACCAUAAUAUGUUAGGCGUGCAAUAGAUCAGGUUAAGUUUUAAUAAAUUUACUACAUACUAUUUACAUAUUGGCAUUUAUAAUUUACUCUUUAAUAAAAUAUUAUGUUAUUAGAAUCUAUUGGUAAGUAUUCGGAUAUUAAACUGAGUGAGAGUAGUCAAUAUUUAUGAAUAAUAAAAAUAACAAUUUGGCUCAUUAUAAAAUUCCCGUUUAAGAAUGUCAAAAGAUAAUGAAUAAUAAUAAUAAUAAUAACUAUAAAAUAAAUUAAGUGUUUAAUCAACCAAAGUAUUAAAAAUAUCCAGUUUUCCUACUGACGCCACCAUUGACCUAUAGAAUACCUAAAAAAAUAUAAUGUAUUUGUACUUGAACAUCACUCAGAAAUUACUCAAAAAUAAUACUUCUUAUUAUUAAUGCUUAAUGUUAUAAGUGGAAUAUAGAACACAUUAAAUUAUUUGAUAAUACGUUGAUAGAAGUUAAAUAUUAUUUAUUUGAAAUCAAGAACAAAAAAAAAAUUGCAAUUUAUUAUGAAGAUAAGAUAAUAACAAAAAUUGCUAAGUAAAUUAAACUUAACAUAUUGUAAAAAUUAAUACUAGUUUAAAUAACGCACAUUAAUACUAAUUAUUUGUAUUUGAGGUUUUUAUUUGGAACUUUUAAUAUUUUAUAUUUGUUUUAAUAAAAUUCCGUGAUAGAAAUGUCUGGCGUGUUUUGUAGUAUUUUCGAUUUAUUAGCUUUUCGAUAUAUAUACUUAAAUAUUCUUAUUGGUCUUUAGAUAAUUUUCUUUAGUAAAUAAUUUAAUCAAUUUUAUUUAGAUUCUUAUGAAGUCAUUAUUUAAUCAAGUAAAUUAUUUAGACAACUUCUUUUAAAAAUAAAAAACGAAAAAAAAUUCGAAUACUUAAAACAUGGUUUGUAUAAGAAAUUCAUAUUUUAUAUGUCGGUAUACCUAUUGGAAUUUACAGAAUCUAUUACUUUAUAUAUUACAUAUAAUACCUACAUUUAUUUUGGAAUUCGUAAUAUAUUUUUAAACAUGAAAUAAUAGAAAACAUUUCUGGAACAUCGUACAUAAAAUAAGCAACAAAAUAAUAAUAAUAAUAAUAAAGUUACGUAUUUUUUUACAUAACCAAUAUAAAUAUUAUAAAGUAAUAAUAAAACGUGGGUUUUCUGUUAACCACUUCGAAUACUAAAAUGCAGUCUUUCCAAUUAUCAGAUUUUAAGCAGGGUUUUAGAUUUUUUACUAUAGGGUUGAAAAUUUGCAUUAAAUUUCAUGAUAUACGAAAAAAAUGGUUUCUUUACUGAAACCCGCUAUAAUGUCAGUGACGGGACAUUGUUCUUUAAAGUAUCUGGGUGGGAGUAGAAGGAUCGGUUUAGUCCGCAUGUAUUCUAAAUCUGAGUAUGUGAUUUAAUAAUCAACGUCUUGCAUUUUUAUACGUAAAAAGGUUUGUUAUCCAUGAAACCAAUAUUGUAUAUGUUUUUUUAUUCUAUGUUGCAUUCAGUUUGAGAAAGAACGAUAAAAGGUAUCGGAAUGUAUGAUGUAUUUGUAAACCCUAAUUCAAACCGUUAAACAAUGUUAAUAUGAUUUUUUUCGUUCGGCAAUCACAUCUGAGAACUGCUAAAUUAAUAAUUGAUUAUAAUUUAUAAUUUACUUGUGAAUUGCAAUUUAUUUAAAUUACAAAAAUCAUUGACAUCAUUUGAACCAAAAUAUAUACCUAUACUAAUAACUGCGUGGUUCUGUUGUAUUAUCGGCCAUAAUAUUAUAGUUAGUAUUACUCGUAAUGCUUAUGUGAUCUUCGAUGUUCUGUGUUUGAUAGCGCCGAGUAAAAUUUUGGAACAAACGCAUAAUAUUAAUAAAUCGUCAUUUCAUUCACGUGCCACUAUAUUCACAAAAUAUACAAUAAAUUGACGUAAUAAACAGCUAAUAUUCUUAAUAUGUUGAUGAUGAAUUAUGAAAAAAAUAAUAUAAAUAUUUCGUUAGGCGAUAUACCGCGGUCGACAAUGUAUGUGGUUGGUUAUGCAUGUGCGCAAUACCGACGACUUUGGUGCUUAUUAAUAUAUAACUAGGUAACACAUUCUUGUACCGAUAUUUUGAUGUAAAUCAGUCCCCAACACAUUUCUGUAUUAUAAUAUUAUAUAUUGAUCAAAUUUCAGUGUAUAUUUAUAACUUUGUAUAUAAAUAUAGUUCUGAUAUAAUAUAACGAUCUUGUAUAAAAUUCAAAAAUACGUUUAUGUAUUGUAUUAAAAAUUUAAAAUAAUAUUUUUUUCGUGUUCAAAUAUUCAAUGAACAGAAUUAUUAUUAUGACAACCGUCAAUGCGAAACAUGAAAUUUAAAUGCCCAACAAAUCGGUGCGGGAUCGUCUUAAAUUUGUCGUUACUAUAUUUUGUUCUACAUAACAUUGUGCGUUUGUUGACGACGCCUACGUUUUUCACAUUCAAUUAAAAACAGUGAUUUGAUUGUCGAUUUUCAACAUUUAUUUUAUUAGAUGUGUAUACAGUCAUGAAACCGAUCAAAGCAUUAUAUAUACAUUUAAAAAUCUAAUAAAAAGCAAAAUAAGAGAAGCACAUAACCAUUGUUAUAUGGUCAUUUAUAAUACCAUUCGAUUUGACUAAACUCUUCCUUUGAAUUCUACACUCCAGACCUUUUUUUUUUAUUCAGGAUGGUCGCAGAAAUCUAUCUUAUCGCAGUCGCCGCUAUAAUAUCAACCUAAAUAGUUACGGUUUAACAUCAGGUGUCUGUGAAUUCUUUAAGCAUAUAGGGAACCUAUAUAAUAUUCAAUUAUAGUUUUCGAAAUGAUCUAUGACAAACCACGAAAUGAUUUAUUUCUCUCGCUAUACAAUUUGUAUGUUUAAUGAUUCGAAUUUGGUAGCAAAAGGUAUCAAAAAGUUCUUAAAUUAGUUUUAUUCUUAUUUAAUAAUAUCGUGUAUUAUAUAUGGUGACAUAUAUUUAUCAAACCUAACUUACUAUUUAUAGUGCUUAUUAUUUAAAUGGCUUGUUUUGUUAUUCGCCAGUAUAGUCAACAAUGUUUGUAGGAAAUGUUUUUAAAUAUUGCGGUAGUUAAAUCUAAUACAUUUGCAAGAACUUAAGUAAAAAUAAAUACUAAUAUGCCAGAUUGAUUGUUUCUAUGUAAUAAAACGUCUUUAUUAUGACAAAUUCACAAAUUUUCUUUCACUGUCCAUCAAAAUCUCGAAUAAAGAACAAUAAUCAUUACAUAUAUGAUUAAGAUUAAGAAUAGGACCUAACCUAUUAUUAUAUACUUAUAAAAAUUCUAGAACAAUAAAUAAUUAAAAUGCAAAAAUCAUGCAAUGUAGCCGACUUGAAGCAAUACAAAAAUGAAAACUAAGAAUGGCUUACUUGGUAAUUUUAUUUGCUAUGUUUAUCUCGUUUCUCUGUACGAGUUGCACUAAUUAGUUAAAGUAAAUUGAACAUUUAACAACUAACUAACUACUUGAAAGUCCAAUGGCCUAAACCAUUAUAUGAACUACAUGCUCUUUUAUAAAUUACCUGUACCUAUAGUAAAAAUGUAGGUAAUGCAGAUUCAAAACGUCUAGCUCUUGGUUUUGAAAUAGUUUCGGUGUUCAUUUGUAUCAUAAUUCAUGUUUAUCGGUUUUAAUAAAAAGAAAAUCGAGUAUUCAUGAACACAUACAAUCUAAGGGGGAUUAAAAACUCGCGAUAAACAAUUCAAAUUUGUGAUCCCUCGCAGGUUAGGUUAAGUUUUUGCAUUUACCAAAAAUAUUUUUAAAUUUUUCAAGUGAGAUUUGUAGCGUUGAUGAAAACUGAAAAGUAAUAACUAUGUUUUUGAACAAUUAGGCUGUUAAUAUGUGUAUGUAUAUAUAUGUAUAUUGUAUAUAUAUAUAUAUAUGUACGGAUGAGAAUUUAAUUCUAUAUAUACGUAUGUAGACGAGUGUUUUGGCUUUGAGUGAUCAGAAGAAAAUGACUCUGCACUCACGUGAGUAAUAGAACAUAUGUAUUGAAACACUAUUACUUUGAGCAUUUGGCUCGUUGAGUUUUUGUAUAUUUUGUGAAAGCUCAAUAGGGUAUUUGUACUUUUACGCCCAACCGGGUUGUUUUGAAAAAGCAUACGCGCCAUAAUGUCGCUACGACCAUGUCAUUGUGAUCUCAUGAGUUUCUACUGACUUCUUUUACCUUUGUUAUGAUGGCAUUGCACGACCAUUGCCAGUAAAUUAUUAUCUUCAUUUACCUACCUAUCCAUGUGGAUACUUUUUCGCAAACUUCAUUUUGUUCCAAAAAUAUAAUUCAUCAUUUUUUUUUCUCUUUACUGUUCCAUAUCUGAUUCUAGUCUUGAAAAUUUUUAUGAAUUCGAGAUUUAUGAUAACCUGUAAACGUUAUUCGUGUUCAAUAAAAUUAUUAAAGACGAUAUUAUCGUUGCUCUUCUCUCCCCGUAGUCGUUAAAACUUUAAUUGGUUCAUCUUAUUCAUGCAAAUAAAUAAUUAUUCGUAAAGAAUAUUAGUAGUUAGUGUCUCUCGCCAAUUCAAUAAGAUGAAUUUAAAUUUGAUGAUAUUGCAUAAGGAGUAUGUAUGUACUGCAGGAGUAAAGAAUCUAAUUUUUGUAAUAACUUAUACUAAUUGUACUCUAAUAACAGAUUUCUUUUUGAAUUUGUUAUGUGGACGUACUUCUGACUAAAAUAAUGGCCAAUAAAAAAAAGGUAAUACUUUUUAUAACAAAAAUAUCCUAACAAUUAAUAUGAUUUUUAAGUGCUAUAACAAAAUAAGCUGUACAACACAAUUAAUAUUCUUUAAAAAAAAUUAAUAUGAUUUUCAUUUUAUGGCAACUAUUUUUUACACAAUAAGAUGAACUCCUUUGUCUUCCAAUCUCAUUUCGUUCUGUGUAUCUACUUAAUUUUGUACCUAGUAAAAUUUGCAUAUGGGUUGUCAACUUUCCAUCGAAUCACUUUGUAUAACAGUUACAAUAUGAUUAAAUGUUAUAAAAUUGUUUCAAAAUAUUUACUUAGGUCUACCAAAUGUAUUAUAUACAUUAUUAACAUUAUAGCUUUGAUUUAAAUUGCGUGUGUUUAAAUAGUAAUAAUUAUUAUUAUUAUUAUUAUUGUUAUAAUUAUUAUGAUUAUUAUUACUAUAUAAUAUUAUUACAAAUACAAUUAUUAUGAUUAUUAUUAUUAUCAUUCUCAUUAUAAUAAUUACAAAUUAACAAUAAUAAUUUAAUUCAUUUUUAUUAAAUUUAUGUUUUCGAUUCUAUUUGGUAAAAUAUCAUCAUUAAUUAAUGUCUGUGUAUGUGUGUGUGAUUUUUUUUAAAUUUUAAUUUAUUAUAAUUUAAGUGUUUCAAAAACAAUAAUAUAAUACACGAAUUACGGAUAUGCUCGUAAAUAUUGUAUCUAUAAUAUAUGAAAUUAAUAUAAAUCUAAUGCUUCACACUUAUAUAAGACUUCAUUUUAAUUAAUAUCCAAUUGUUUGUGAACCAAUGAUUGAAGUUAAAUUAAAACAGUAUUUAAUAUUGAAGUAUAUUAAUACUUAGAAAAAAUAAAACUCCGUGUACUGUAUACAUUUUUUUUUGAAACACUAGUGCAUCUUAGAUAAUUAAUAUUUAUUAAUUUAUUAUAAACUGAAAUUAAUGUUUGAAUUUUUCUUCAUUUUUUUUUUUUUUAAUUAUUACUAUUAAUUUAGCACCUUACGAGAGUAUAAAUGAGUUUGUGUUUUUUCGACUAAUUUUAUUUUAUUUCUUUUUUUUUGAUUAUCCCUUAUUUAGUUAUUAUAUAUAAAUGCGGGUCAGCUGUUUUUACGUUACUCCUGUCUUGCGUGUCUAGUAGUAAUAAGUUUAUAUUUAAAAAAUAACCCGUACAUAUAGAUAUAAUAUUUUACCAGUGCACAAAAUGAGUGCUCAAGUGAUUAUAAUAUUAUGAAAAAAAAAAAUUGUUAAUUGUGUUACAUUAUCCCGUGUCAACGAAUCGUUUUUAAUUAUACGAAAACAAUAUAUAUAAAAAAAAAAAAAACAUUUUUGUAUUUUUGAUCCGGCUGCCGGCUGUUUGCAAUUUUUUUACUCUUACAUCAAUUUACGUGGUAUGAUAUAGGUAUAGGUUCUUACCAUAAUCGAGAUUCGGCACUACCCGUGUAUCGAUUGGUGUUAGUAUGUUACACCAUGGUUAAGUAUAUACCUAUAUUAUGCUAUUCGUAUCUUCCAGUCAUUCCAAGUCCUUAUUGGUUCUGUAGUAGGAAAUGACACAGAUGACAUAUUGACAUGUAUUAUACGUGUACAGACACUGCACUCGCGUUACGCUAUACACUCGUUCGCAGACUAGCGAUACCAUAAAUAUUUUGCCGGGUAUUUACAUGUCAAGUUAAGUUUUGGGAGGGCUCGCGAUAUCGAUUUAGAGCCUGUAUAUACUAUAUAUAUAUAUAUAUGUGUGUGUGUGUGUGUUUAUUAGACGGUAUGGUAUUUUGAUCUGAGCGUAUACGUACAGUAUGUUUAGUAUUUAUGAGAUCCAUUGAACAAUAUAUUUUACGUUUGUGGAUCCGUGGGGACCGUCCUUCCAGCGGUGAUAUAACGGCUCAAUAUGGGUGUCGUGGGGUGCAGUGAGAAGCCAAAAAGUAAUAUAUAUAAACACAUACCAUCCAAAGUUUGUUGAAUGGAACAAAAAGUAAUGACAAAUUGUUUUCUCGUAUAAUAAGCGUAAAAAACACGCUAUCAUUCUAUUCCUUUUCCUCUUUCGCUGUGACUGACGUGACUUCGGUUCGUCGAUUGUCCAAUUUUUUUCAGGAAUCUCGGUCGGACUGGUCGGAGUAUAUAAAUCCACACGUCGCAAGCCCGCAACUUAUCAUAUAAUAUUCUAUUCAAUAUUAAUCAGUCGUAAUUAAUGUUUAGAAUUUUUAUUUCGUUUUUCGUUCGCUUAAUUACAAUAAUAUAUCAUGUUGUGUAGUGUAUAGUAUAGAAAUAGUUGUCGCUUUCAUCGGCACAUUAUAAUCGUGCGUACACCAUUCGUCAAGGCAACGACAUUUUUAAUACCAUGGUAUGCCGUGACUGAAAAAGUAGGUAUUGACUGCAAUAUAACUGGUAAUUGGUAUAAUCUAUAUAUAUUCUGUAUAAAAUUGUUUAUAUAUUAUAUUAUAAUAUAUAAGUAGGUAGGUGGGUAUACCGUGACAGCAAUAAUACAAUAUAGGUAAGCUAGGUAUUAGGUAUACUAUAUAGAUGUUGUGUGCACUGUACUUUGUGCAAAUAGGUAUUAUAUAUUAUAAUAAUGUGCGAUUGUCUUGUCAAUGGAAUAUUAUAUUCAGUAAAAUCCGUCCUCGUGUAGUGAAGAAAUAAAUGUUACCCAAAAUAUGUUGUAGUUAAAAAAUAACAUUUUUGUUUCGAAUAAAUCAUUUACCGAAUACUGAAGCUGUUGAUAUAAAAUUAAAAUAUCAUAAUAAUAUAUGUACUUAACAUAAUAUCCCCGUGUGGGGGAGUGCGCACACAUACACAUUUUCUAAAUGACUAAAACUCUGUGAUAAUAUUGAAAUAAUUUUUAAUAACAAUGUAUUAUAUAAUGAAAUAACGAUGAUAAUGAUGAUAAUGAUGAUAAUAAUAAAUAAAUAAAUAAAUGGUAAUAGCGGUAGCAGGAGAACAAUUCUAAACGCGAUUAUCCGCUGAACAAAUCGAACGAUUUGCAUAAAAUGUAAAAUUUAAAUACCUAAUUUGAUAUUAUUAUUAUUAUUAUUAUUAUACGCUUUUAUACAUAAAUAUAUAUAUAUUAUUUACACGAACAUGUACAUGCAUACAUCUACAUAUUAUUAUUAUAUAUAUGUAAUAUUAAACUAUCUACUUAUUAUUAUUAUUAUUAUUAUUAUUAUUAUAAAUUAUUAUUAUUAUACUUCUUCCGUAGAUACUUUUUCUUUAACAGUAAUUAAUUAUAUUAUAUAAAAACGUACAACAAGCGGUACGUAAUAAUAUACUUAUUUUGUACAUAAAUAUAUAUUAAUAUAUAUUUGUCGUUUUAAACGCCAUUUUAUUUACUUCUCUGUUACAUAUAAUAUAAUGUUUAUAGAUGUACCUAUCAUUUUAAGUAAUAUAUAAUUUAUUAAUAUACAUAAUAUGUACCCUAAACGUUCAAACUUUAUGAAAAAAAACGUGACAUCAUUAUUUAUAACCCCUUCCCGUUCCCCAUCUCUUGUCACCGCGUAAGAUCAAAGUCAUAAUAAAAUCUCAAAUGUUUUAUUGUUACAUUGAUAUUAAUGUAAACGUGUUUUUUUUUUUUCUUAAAUUGUGUAGUUAACCAAUAUUUAUAUAUAUUAUUAUUAGAUAAUGCAAUAUUAUUAUUAUUAUUAUUAUUAUUAUUAUUAUUAGAUAUGAUUUGAUUUGAUUUAACCUUUUUUUUAAAUUUCUUUGUAAUGGGUUAAAAUAUCAUUGCAGUAAUAUGUUUAUUA